Molecule: messenger RNA, 606 nt
Organism: Aspergillus oryzae RIB40
Lineage: Eukaryota; Fungi; Ascomycota; Eurotiomycetes; Eurotiales; Aspergillaceae
Exons: 3
Coding region: 1-606 (201 amino acids)
Source: RefSeq, a predicted model, not a curated record
AUGCAUUUCAAAGCCUACAUCCUCGCUGCAAUCGCAACCGCCAGCACAGCUCUGGCCCAUAUGGAAAUGAUCCGCCCUUUCCCUUUGAAGAGUCAAUUCGAUCCCAACAAUGACUGGUCUAACAUCGACUACGACAACACCUCCCCUCUUGAACCAAGUGGAUCCAACUUCCCCUGCAGAGGCCACCACAAGACCACCAGCUGGCGCACAGUGGCCAACUACACCGCAGGCCAAGCCGACUACAUGAAGCUUGCACCAGGAAACAACCACCACGGAGGCUCAUGCCAGAUCUCGCUCAGUUAUGAUAACGGCGAGACCUUCCGCGUGAUCGAGUCGUACAUGGGCGGCUGCCCGCUCAAGCUUGAAUGGGACUUCGAGAUCCCCUCUUUUGCGCCUAGCGGCAAGGCGCUGUUCGCCUGGAGCUGGUUUAACAUCGAGGGAAACCGUGAGAUGUAUAUGAACUGUGCUCAAGUUGAGAUCGAGGGCGGUUCCGAUUCGGCCCAGUUCGAUCAAUUGCCUGAGAUUUUCACCGCGAAUGUUGGAAAUGGAUGUAGAACUGUGGAGGGUGAUGCUCCUUUCCCUAAGUGUGGUGGCAAUGCGGAAUGA